CUUUUUCUUCGUUAUCGGCGCCAGCAGUGGAUGCUUUGUCCGAACAUUUUAGUCAACCAGCCGAAAGGGGACGUCAGUGAAACGUUGUCGGAGACGAGUGCGAUUACGGAGCCCAUUACAAGCUGGUUAUUAUAAUUUCAUCGGAGGUGAGACCCUUUUCUUGAUGAUCGAGAUAAUAAUGACAAUUUAGGCCAUUCAACCAGCAAUUAUUGCUAUUUAACCAUGUCCUGGUAUGCCUAUCAACUGAAAUCCUCCUCCAUGCCUUGCUCCUUUAUCCGUCGCUCGUCGUCCCGCUCGUCGAGCAUCGACGACGACUCUAUUGGGCCAGAUGAUACCCCUUCACCGCCUUCCAUCGCUGCCAUCUACAACCACGCCGACGCGUACGAGAAAGUCCUCGCCAGUCACCAGUACACCAUCGACACGACAAACUCAGAUCCAGAUGUUCCAGUCGAGGAAGUCUCGGGCUACACCCACCUCGUAGCCAACGACCUCACUCCUGACGAACAGGCCGACGUCGACAAGGCAAGAAAGCUGUCCGUGUCUGGCACGACCUGGACACCAGGUGGCGAACUCACGGAAGAACCAGAGACGUAUUCCGACGAUUCCGCGUCGGAGAAAACAGCCAUCAACGUUGAGCGUUCGCCUAUCCCCGCCUUUCAUCGGACCGCCACCACUGAUAGCGACGCGUGGAAACUGGAGCCCACGGAGAUUGUUCGUCUCUUGAUCGACGAAUUUGGGCCUCUCGCUGCAGAGGGCGAAAAGCCAGAGAAACUAAUCUUCGAGGCAGAUGGGUGCAUGUUCAAUGGUGUCGUCAUCGUCGGUGUGCUCCACGUGACGACAUACCGACUUGCAUUUCAUGCCUCUCUUUUACCCUCCGACGACGUUGCCCAUAGUGGCCAGAAAGUCAUCAAGGCCGGCUCUGUUACGAUACAUCGCAAAGGAUGGCGCGCCAAACGACGACUCUGGAUCGAACUUUCUGCCGAUAUGAUGACCACCUGCGCCUCCAGCAGCGAGGAGGACCGAAUUCGCCCUCUGCGCACCGUGCUCUUGUCAAACAUCAAGGAUGUCCUGCCCCAUGAUCCAGAUGAUCCUUGUUCAGUUCACAUCAUUUUUGAUCAUUUGAGCGAUGAUUCCUACGACUACGCAGAGUUUGACACCCCAGAGGCUGCACAAGAAUGGAGGCGGGAGCUAUUAGGUACGUGCAUUCCUCGUGCUGCCAUUUUCCUCUUCCGCCAUCGACGGCGCGAAAUCAUGGAUUCUACAACCACCGACUCGGGCAUCAGGCUCAGCUGUCCUCUUGAUCGCAUCACAAAGUUCGUCUCUCGUCAGAUGGGUGCCCCUGGUUUCCAUUUUUCUACUAUUCAUGUUCAGUGCAAUGAGGCUUGUGGCCUAGCUGUCGACGACCACGCGUUCCAUCUCUGCCCUAUCAUGCACAUUCCCGCCUGGAAGCAGAUGGAUGACUUUAUAGCUACAGCUAAGGCCCGGCACCCAGACCUUAAAGUAUCUGACGCCGCCAUUGUUGCUGAUUUUGGCCCACUGUCUAUGAUGGAAGCCGAGGCACCGCAUGUAUCUGCAGACCACAAAGAGCGGACCAUACGGACUGCAUUGGGUCUGGAUGACGAAACAGAUUUAUGGAUCGUUCGUGCGCGUAUAUUCAGAAGCAUCUCGUCUUCUGGCUACUUCACAAUUUCCCCCAACUACGUCUCCUUCUGGAGCAAGCAGUUCGCAAGCGGCGAUAUCCGCUAUCGUCUACCCAUCGCAAAGAUAAAAAAUGCCAAGACCUUCCGCACGUUCCCCAUCCGACUCUUUGGCUUGACGCUCGAGCUCAACGGCCAGCCUGAUCUCAAGUUCCAGUUCAAAACCACCGAACUUCGUGAUGAAGCGAUGAGGCGUAUUAAUGCCCUCGUUGCUACUCGGGCUGAGCACCGGCGUAGUAGCCCUCCGUCCCCUGGAAAACCCAGUAUGAUUGAUAUCUUCUCUCCGCCUGCGCGUACGGUAGCUGUGGCCAAGGCGGCUGAGAUUCCCUUCGAACUACGAGUACAGAUGCCCAAGGUUAUCAAUUUGGACAGGGAGAUUGUAAACGCCCGACCAAGUCUGCACUUUGUGUGUCUUACGAUAGGAAGUCGUGGCGAUGUCCAGCCGUACAUUGCCCUUGGGCUGGGGCUGAUGAAGGAGGGCCACCGCGUUACGAUUGUCACGCACGAGGAGUAUAAGGAGUGGAUUGAAGGCUUUGGGAUCCAGCACCGGCAGGCAGGAGGUGACCCUGGCGCGUUGAUGAAGUUGAGCGUUGAAAACAAAAUGUUUUCUCCUGAAUUCUUCAAAGAGAGUUUAGCGCAUUUCCGCCCUUGGCUCGAUCAACUGCUUCUCGAUUCAUGGGAAUCAUGUCAAGGUGCUGAUGUACUGCUCGAGAGCCCUUCCGCCAUGGCUGGAGUUCAUAUCGCCGAGGCACUCAACAUCCCGUACUUCCGAACAUUCACGAUGCCGUGGACAAAAACUGCCGAAUUUCCUCAUGCAUUCCUAUCGCCCCCCGUGGAAUAUUCCACCUUCAACAGUGCCUCGUACGUCCUGUUUAUCCCUGUGCCUAGCAAUGUUAUGUGGACUGCUACUUCAAGGCAAAUUAACAAAUGGCGACGGCAUACGCUGAAGCUCGGUAACACUGAUAUGGGCCACCUUGCCCAAUCCAAGAUACCGUUCAUCUACAACUUCUCAACUGCUGUUGUGCCCAAACCCCUUGAUUGGAGCGACACGAUAUGCGUAUCUGGCUAUUGGUUCCUUGACAACCCAGAUCUCAACUGGGAACCUCCUGCAGAUCUUCUGACAUGGAUGGACAAGGCCAGGGCUGAUGAGAAGCCCAUCGUCUACAUCGGCUUUGGCAGCAUAACUGUUCCGCAUCCCAAUCGCGUCACCGCGCGCAUUAUCAAAGCUGUCCUAAAGAGUGACGUCCGGGCCAUUAUAUCAAAAGGAUGGUCAGCGCGAAUGAGCCAUGCAGGGGAUGACUCUCCCGAGCCGGAAAUUCCACCCGAGUGCUACCAGCUUGACAAGAUACCCCAUGACUGGCUAUUCUCGAAGAUUGACGCCGCUCUGCACCACGGUGGAGCGGGGACAACUGGGGCUAGUCUCCGAGCCGGUAUACCCACAUUGAUCAAACCAUGGUUUGGAGACCAGUUCUUUUGGGCGUCCCGCGUGCAGAAGCUCGGUGCUGGAUUGAGAGUGCCUAGCCUGAGGGUGAAUGAUCUCGCCGAGGCCCUUACGAAGGCUACCACGAGCCGGAUCAUGAAGGAGAAGGCGGCGGGUGUCGGGGAGAAAAUUCGCUCGGAGGACGGUGUGCGGACUGCUAUUCAUACGCUAUACACAUAUCUACCUCGUGCGAGUCGGGAACAGAAGACACUC
This is a messenger RNA of Desarmillaria tabescens, 3390 nucleotides long. RefSeq names its product glycosyltransferase family 1 protein. The annotation marks the transcript as partial. The record is from RefSeq and is a predicted model, not a curated record. Lineage: Eukaryota; Fungi; Basidiomycota; Agaricomycetes; Agaricales; Physalacriaceae. Gene Ontology annotation, biological process: carbohydrate metabolic process; sterol metabolic process. Gene Ontology annotation, molecular function: UDP-glycosyltransferase activity; hexosyltransferase activity. The transcript has 15 exons.